Messenger RNA from Acanthocheilonema viteae, 2031 nucleotides. The record is from the annotation of a GenBank genome assembly. NCBI's taxonomy places the organism in Eukaryota, Metazoa, Nematoda, Chromadorea, Rhabditida, Onchocercidae.
AUGUCAGGCCUUCGAUCAGAGUUUACCUACCAAAUAUCACAUCAUAUCGUUCCUGGCUGUGCACGAUUUGGUAAAAUUGAUGAUACAGGACAAUUAAAACUUAUUGUUGCAACAACAACAAAUAAGGUUAUAAUUCAUGACACUGCAACAAUCCUUAAUAUAAAUGAAAAAAUUCGAGCUUUAGAAGUAACAACGUUGAGUGGAACGUAUGAUGUGAUUAUCGUUGGUACAACAUGCGGUAUAUUAAUUUACGAUGCUUACAAUAAUACAACAUUAAUUCAACGUGAGCUUAUUGAUGGUGUUAAUUGCAUACAGGUAGGACACUUUAACACGGAUGAUAAGCUUAUACUCUGUGGUGGUAAUUGUGCCGUAUGGGGUUUAGAUGUGGAGGGAAAGGAUGCAUUUUGGACUGUAACUGGUGAUAACAUCUUAUCACUUUGUUUAUCAGAUAUCGAUAAUGAUGACAUUAAUGAGCUUAUUGUUGGUUCAGAAAGUUUUGAUAUUCGUAUUUUCAAGAAUGAUUUGUUACUUUAUGAAAUAACGGAAACAGAUGCCGUAAUUGGAUUAUGUGAUUUGGGUGAUGGUAUUUUUGCAUACGCUCUCAUGAACGGUACAUUAGGAGCCUACAAUGGGAAUACACGUUUAUGGAGGAUAAAAAGUAAAAGUCAAGCUGUAGCAUUAAGACAAUUUCCGGAUCCAAAAGUUUUGGUAUGUGCAUGGAUUCAUGGUAAGAUUGACAUGAGAGAUCCAACAACAGGUGAAGUAAAAUUGAAGGAAUCAAUUAACAAUCAACUUGCUACCACUUUUAUUACCGAUGAUCAACUAAUUGUUGUUUCCGUAGAUGGAAAUGUUCAUGGCUUUGUAAUUGAUAAGAAAGAAAAUGCAAUUAAUUAUGGACAAAAUAUGCUUCAUGAACUUAAUCUACAAAAAUACGAUUUGUUGGCAGAAUUGCAAAAUUACGAGCAAUGUAAGAAUGAAAUAUCAAAUGAGAAUGAGAGAAAUAAACAAAUCAUUCCGGCUAAUACCAUUUUGGAAACUUCUUUAACAGUAAAGAACGAACCAAACGCAUCAACCGUUGAAUUAGAACUGACCGUUUCCAGUAAUGCUAUCAUCCGAGCGGUCAUUUUAUUCGCCGAAGGUAUCUUCGAUGGUGAAUCGUAUGUUAUACAUCCAACCGGAAAUUAUUCUUCCUGCAUUGCAAUUCAACUUCACCCUAUCAAAGAUGUAGCUGUUGAUCUUCAUAUUAAAGCUUUUGUAGGAUAUGCCAAAAGUACUCAGUUAUACGUGUUUGAAAUAACACGCAACAUUCCACGUUUUGCGAUGUAUGCAUUGAGUGAAAAUAACGCAGUACAACCAGAAGGAAAAGCUGAAUUUCACAUUAACGAACGGCCGUCACGUUUAGCGGUUUGGAUUAAUAGCAACUUUUUGCUAACGAAUGAAAUUCUUUGCGAAGAUGAAUUUAAGCUAACUGUUAAUUUUAUCAGUUUACGAAACAACGAACCAUUAAUUAUUGAAAUGGAUGAAAACGGAAAGGUAAUAAUUCAAAACAACGAUAUCGAAUUAGUUGGUAAUAUCAUACAAUCAAUCGCUGAAACUUUUGGAAUUGCUGAAAUACAAACGACAGCACAAUUUCCUCAUGAAAUUGCUAAACUUAAUGAUAUUACGGAAAAGCUAUAUGAAAUGUACAUUAUGCGUGAUCGAUUAUCUGUAACGAUAGCCGAACGGUGUAAUUCGAUCAAGGAAAUGUUGGUGCGAGCUGAAGAUGCCCGAACUAUCAGUCAAUUCCGUUUGAUGAGUAAAUACUACCAAAAGAUGCAUACAUUGAAUCAGGCGAUGAUAGCUGAACAUCAAAUACGCUGUAAUAAUCACGAAGAACUGCUUAAACUUCUUCGAAAUCUUAAUAAAAUUAUCGAACAUGGCUCACGACUUCGAGUGGGUGCACCCGCCAGUCGAUUGAUUUCAGCAUGUCGAAGUGCGAUUGCCGAAGAACAUUUUGAAAUGCUUCAAAAAAUUAUCCUAUUUGGUGUAUGA